AUGUACAAAAAUCAACCAGUUUCCAAAGAUAAUGUAGUGUUUAUUGGUUUCUGCUGUGUCGGAUCAGCAGUUUGUAUUGUUCUUUUGAUCGUUUUAUUAUUGUUUUUAUGCACAGGAUGUUUUAUCUGUCUUACGAUCCUAUUUUCAUUUCUUGCGUUAGGUGCUGUUAUUGCUUUGACAGUGAUAAAAGGAAAUCUAGCAGCUAGAAUUACCCUUCCUAUAUAUUGCUUCAUUUUCCCACUUUUAUUCUGUUUCAAACUUUGUGGAAAAAUAAGGUUCAGUACAUGCGUUCUUAAAUCAGCAGUUUUACUUGCAUCAAAAUUCCCGAGCACAGUAAUAUUAACAUUAUUUGUUGUUAUCCUUCAAGCAGCUCUUAAUUAUGCAUUUGAAGUUGGAACUGUAGCUGUUUAUUAUCAUGAUGUCAGUCCUUGGGUUUAUAUUUGGGUGAUUCUAUCUUAUUUCUUUUUGACAAAUACAAUUAAGAACUUCAGUUAUACAGUAAUUGCUGGUGUCAGCUCAUGCUGGUAUUUCUUAAAUGAAAGUCCAGAUAUGCCUCGUUUUCCAUUUUGGAUUUCAUUCAGACAUAUGAUUGGACCAAGCUUUGGUCCUUGUGCUCUUGGAGGCCUUUUACAAGGCAUUUGUGAUACAAUCAAUGAAGUCAAUGAUACAUCAAAGACAAAUCCUCUAUUUUGUAUUAUCAAUUGUAUGUGUUUAUGUUGCAAAUGCAUUGUUACGGUAUUAUUGUUGAUUGUUAAUAGAUUUGCAUUGAUAUAUUGUGCGAUGUUUGGUGUAAGUACAAAAGAUGGAGUAAAGAGAUGGUUCAAACAAAAAUCUCGAAAAAUGGUCAAACAAUGCAUUGUUGCAACAGUCAUAAAGGCAACAUUCGAUACAUAUUCAUGGGUUUCAUCAUCUGUUUGCGGUGCAGUUGCAUCAUUUUUCGCUGCAAGGAAAUACGGUGUUGAUUCUCCUGAAUAUGUUUUUUCUGUUAUAAUGGGAACAUUUUUCGGAAAGCAAGCUGUUGUUUUUAUUGGGCGCUCCUAUUAUGACAAUGAGUGA
This is a messenger RNA of Trichomonas vaginalis G3, 1056 nucleotides long. RefSeq names its product choline transmembrane transporter protein. Gene Ontology annotation, biological process: transmembrane transport. The record is from RefSeq and is a predicted model, not a curated record. NCBI's taxonomy places the organism in Eukaryota, Parabasalia, Trichomonadida, Trichomonadidae. The coding region runs from base 1 to 1056 and encodes 351 amino acids. Gene Ontology annotation, cellular component: membrane. The transcript has a single exon. Gene Ontology annotation, molecular function: transmembrane transporter activity.